CGUAAGACUUAAGUUGAAAUAAGAUCGAGCCUUUUCUUUAAGAGCAAUAGCAACAGACUCUGCUGUCCUCCAAGUAGACAGAGCUUUUUCUUUGAGAGCAACAGCCUCUCUCUCUCUCUCUCCAUAUACAAUGGCUCGUCAUGCCAUCAUGUUCCUUGUGCUCGCCCUGAUUCCUUCCUCAAUCGGUGGGAUUAGCUUCAAUUUGACAGAUUUUCCUCCGAAAGUUCCCGAGAUCAAUUUCUUCGACGAUGCUGAGGCGUCGGACCCGAGCACCUUAGCGCCGAGCUUCAUCAAUAUCACCAGCAACCCGACGAGCCCAAACAAUAACACGUUCAGACAAGGCCGGGCCGUUUACAACAAGCCUGUCCCUCUCUACGACUCCAGUGGAUCCGUCUGGGAGUUCACCACCCACUUCAAGUUUGUCAUCGAUGGCCUCGGAAACCCCAAAACCGGCGACGGUAUGGCCUUCUUCCUUGCUCCCUUCAACUGGUCGCCGCCGAUGAACUCCACCGGCUGUUGGCUGGGCUUGUUCAAUGAGACCACCAAUGGCCUCAGCACCAACCACGUCGUGGCCGUCGAGUUCGACACAUUCCAAAACGCUGAAGAUCCAAACCCCCAACACGUGGGGAUUGACGUUAAUGGCGUCUACUCGAACUUUACCGUCCCAUGGCAAUGGGACUCCACUAGAAAAUUGAAUGGAGAAGCGACGGUUGUUUACAACCAUACGGAGGGGACUCUCUCUGCCACCUUGGUUUAUCAAAAUGGCUCCAAGCGAAGCAACAUCUCUCGGCCCAUCGACCUCACAACUGUCCUCCCAGAGAACAUCUUAAUUGGCUUCUCAGCAGCAACGGGACAUUAUACAGAGCACCACUUCAUCUUGUCCUGGGAUUUCACGUCCACGGUCUCUGGCACUAGAAUAGGGAACAUUAAGUCCAACGACAAUAACAAGAACAAAAACACGAACAACAAGCUGAUCAUUCCACUGGCUGCUUGUUCUGCUGCAGUAGUAGUAGUGCUUUUUGGAGUUCUUGUGACUACUUUAGUUCUUAAAAGGAGGAAGAGGAUUACACAGGAAGAGAUGGUAGUAGAGGAAGAGGAGGUGGGUGUAGCGGAGGAUGAGGGUGCUGAGUUGUUGGAUCUUGCGACGGGGCCGAGGAGGUUCAGCUAUGCAGAGCUUGCCGUGGCCACCAAGAACUUCAACGAGAAGUGGAAGCUUGGGCAAGGUGGAUUUGGUGGGGUUUAUUUUGGCGUUCUGCCGGAUAACGGCAAGGAGGUGGCGGUGAAGCGCUUCUGGAGAGGUUCAAGCCAGGGGAAAAAGGAGUUUUUCGCCGAGGUCACCGUGAUCAGCCGGCUGCGGCACCGGAAUCUCGUGCCGCUGACCGGCUGGUGCCACGACCGGGGCGAGCUGAUGCUGGUUUACGACUACAUGAACGGAGGGAGCCUGGACGUGCACCUCUUCAAGCCCAAGGCCGGGGAAGUCAUGCCUUGGGAUCGGCGAAGGAAAGUGGCCCUCGGCCUGGCUUCGGCGGUUCUGUACCUGCACGAGGAGUGGGAACAGUGCGUGGUCCACCGCGACAUCAAAUCCAGCAACGUGAUGAUCGACUCGAAGUUCUGUCCGCGCCUCGGCGACUUCGGCCUGGCCCGGCUGGUCGACCACAGCCGUACAGCACAAACAACCAUGGUGGCCGGAACCAUGGGGUACCUUGCGCCGGAGUGUGUGAGCACCGGAAAAGCAACCAAAGAGAGUGACAUGUACAGCUUUGGGGUUGUGUUGCUAGAAAUAGCUUCCGGCCGGAGUGCCACACAGACGAUAGGAAAAGAAGAGGUGACGUUGGUGGAGUGGGUUUGGUCUCUGUUCGGUGCCGGCGCGUACAUGGAGGCCGUGGAUGAGAGGCUGGGCUCUGAAUUCGUUGAGAGGGAGGCGGAGUGCUUGAUGACGGUGGGCCUUUGGUGUGUGCACCCAGACCAAAAGAGGAGGCCGAGUAUGAAGGAGGCAAUCCGUGUGCUCAACUUACAGGCCGAGCUGCCAAGGCUGCCGAGGGGGAUGCCGGUACCAGUCUUCUGGUCGCCGCCUGUGGUUGGGUUUGAUGAGCAUCAGCAGAUUAGUGAGCAGGGUUCGUCUAUUAGUGGGGGAAGUGAUGGAAGCGAGAAGCCGGAAACAAGACCCUGAUAUUUCUGGAAGUCAUGGCUGCGAAGUUAAAGCUAGUGAAUUUCCUGGAUAUCGGCGAGCUCCACUCAAAAUCAUGCACCAAAAUACGUCUUCAUCCUCCAUGGCCAAUGAUUAAAGAUGGUCGACAGCUCAAAGAAGAAGGGGAAGUCUUAAGACGAAAACGCUCAACAUCACUUCGGAGUUAGACCUUCAUAUUCUUGUAACACUUACGGAUAUUGACCUUGUGUUUUGUAUUAACUCUGUAUAGAUGCCAGUUUACUUGAACCAAUUGGAGAUCACAUUGUAGAACGAAGCAAAACAGUACAUCAAGAUAUUGGUCUUGCGGCACAAGACUUGGGAUACACCAGCUAUAUAUAGAA
Messenger RNA from Nymphaea colorata (pocket water lily), 2529 nucleotides. RefSeq names its product L-type lectin-domain containing receptor kinase IX.1-like. The coding region runs from base 131 to 2170 and encodes 679 amino acids. NCBI's taxonomy places the organism in Eukaryota, Viridiplantae, Streptophyta, Magnoliopsida, Nymphaeales, Nymphaeaceae. Gene Ontology annotation, biological process: protein phosphorylation. The record is from RefSeq and is a predicted model, not a curated record. Gene Ontology annotation, cellular component: plasma membrane. The transcript has a single exon. Gene Ontology annotation, molecular function: carbohydrate binding; ATP binding; protein kinase activity.